CCUUCUCUGGUAUUCAGAAUAAAAAUCCACCAGAAACAUUCCAAACGCACAGUAGUGCUCAUCUUUUUUUGCAGCUUGAAACCUGAGUGGGGAUUGAAGAAAACUGAAUUGCAUCACCCAGUUUCUUUCACAGGAUCAUCUGGACAGUGUACCACUCCACGAUGAGUUCUUCCAAACCGUCCUUCUCAGAUUACUUUGGCAAAAUCAGUGGAAUACCAAUGUAUAAAAAAUUUAUCGAGCAGUUUCAUAAUGUGGAGGAAUUUGAGGCAAGACCAGAUGACCUUGUCAUUGUCACCUAUCCCAAAUCUGGUACAACAUGGCUUAGUGAAAUUAUAUGCAUGAUUUAUAAUAAUGGUGAUGUGGAAAAGUGCAAAGAAGACGUCAUUUUUAAUAGAGUUCCUUACCUGGAAUGUAGCACUGAACACGUGAUGAAUGGAGUAAAACAAUUAAAAGAGAUGGCAUCUCCUAGAAUAGUGAAGUCUCACCUGCCUGUUAAGCUUCUUCCAGUCUCAUUUUGGGAAAAGAACUGUAAGAUCAUCUAUCUUUCCCGGAAUGCCAAGGAUGUGGUUGUUUCUUAUUAUUUUUUCAUUUUAAUGGUGACUGCUAUUCCAGAUCCUGUCUCUUUUCAAGAUUUUGUGGAGAAAUUCAUGGAUGGAGAAGUUCCUUAUGGUUCCUGGUUUGAACAUACAAAAUCUUGGUGGGAAAAGAGCAAGAAUCCACAAGUGCUAUUUCUUUUCUAUGAAGACAUGAAGGAGGAUAUCAGAAAAGAGGUGAUGAAAUUAUUAGAAUUUCUGGGAAGGAAGGCAUCAGAUGAGCUUGUGGACAAGAUUAUAAAACACACUUCAUUCCAGGAGAUGAAGAACAAUCCAUCUACCAAUUAUACAACAUUGCCGGAUGAAGUCAUGAACCAAAAAGUAUCUCCCUUCAUGAGAAAAGGAGAUGUAGGAGACUGGAAGAAUCACUUUACAGUAGCCCUGAAUGAGAAAUUUGACAUGCACUACGAGCAGCAAAUGAAGGGGUCUACCCUGAAGUUCCGAACUAAGAUCUAGGAAGGGUUUUCUUAACAUCGGAAAUUAAAUUGCUCUUUCAUCCUUCCUCACUUUCUUCAUUUUAAACUAGUAGAUAAUGAAUUAUACAAAAGAUCAUGAUCAGGUUCACAUGAUUAUUGAGAUCUUAGUAUGAAAUAGUAAGAGAGAUUUUUUUCUGUGAUUAUCUCUUUAAUAUUUUCUUUCUUUUUUUCUUUAUUAUAAAUAUUACACAUAGCUAUAACCAAUGAGAAUGAUGUAGGUACACACAAAUUGUUCAAGUUGUUAGAGCCUCAGUAAAAAUAACCAGACAUUCCAAAUUAUUUAGCUUUGUGUCUACUUUUUUUUUCCAUUUAUUAGUACAUUUGGUAUAUACAUACACCUUUAAAUACAUAUUAAUAACUGUACGUGGAAUUUGAAAACCUUGACAAAUAGAACUGAAAAGAAUAAACAUGAGUGUAUAACUCAAUGUAUUAUUUCUUGGCUGAUACUAUCUUUCAUUUACUGCAAAAUGACUUAACUUGGAAUAUACCUUAGUUUAGUGUAAAUUUUCAGCAUUUUCAGAACUGAUUUCCAGAUGUCUAUAAAUAAUUCCAAUGAGUAUGAUUUACAUUUGAAUAUCUUUAGCUAAUUUAAAAUAGUUAUGCUUUAGGGUUCCUUCUAUCCUAUACACAAUGUAAUGAAAGUAAGAUCUGUAAACUAAAGUUUUAAUGAAUGUGACAUAUACCAGUAAAAUAAAACAAAAGCAAAAGCAAAAAAAA
Molecule: messenger RNA, 1786 nt
Organism: Bubalus bubalis (water buffalo)
Lineage: Eukaryota; Metazoa; Chordata; Mammalia; Artiodactyla; Bovidae
Gene: SULT1E1
Product: sulfotransferase family 1E member 1
Exons: 8
Coding region: 162-1049 (295 amino acids)
Biological process (GO): sulfation
Cellular component (GO): cytoplasm
Molecular function (GO): sulfotransferase activity
Source: RefSeq, a predicted model, not a curated record